Messenger RNA from Taeniopygia guttata (zebra finch), 476 nucleotides. RefSeq names its product ribosomal protein L37a (gene RPL37A). The record is from RefSeq and is a predicted model, not a curated record. NCBI's taxonomy places the organism in Eukaryota, Metazoa, Chordata, Aves, Passeriformes, Estrildidae. Gene Ontology annotation, biological process: translation. Gene Ontology annotation, molecular function: large ribosomal subunit rRNA binding; structural constituent of ribosome. Gene Ontology annotation, cellular component: ribosome; cytosolic large ribosomal subunit.
GACCGCCCGGGCCGCGCCCCGUCCGUCCUCUCGUCACGUCCGCCCGCGCCGGCCCGCCCGCGCCUGCGCACUGCGGCUCCCUCUCCGCGUCGGCGCUGACGGAAGAUGGCCAAGCGCACCAAGAAGGUCGGGAUCGUUGGUAAAUAUGGGACACGUUACGGUGCGUCCCUUCGGAAAAUGGUGAAGAAGAUUGAAAUCAGCCAGCAUGCCAAGUAUACCUGCUCUUUCUGUGGCAAGACCAAAAUGAAGAGGAAGGCUGUGGGUAUCUGGCAUUGUGGAUCCUGCAUGAAGACAGUAGCUGGUGGUGCCUGGACUUACAAUACCACCUCUGCAGUGACAGUCAAAUCCGCCAUCAGAAGACUGAAGGAACUGAAGGACCAGUAGAAGCUACUUCCUGUUCUCCUUAUGAAACAUCCUUUUUUCUCCACUGUCAAGAUUUGUCCUUUUAUUAAUAAAAGGGUGAUGAUGGAGUGGAA